This is a messenger RNA of Cylas formicarius (sweet potato weevil), 4334 nucleotides long. RefSeq lists its product as uncharacterized. Gene Ontology annotation, cellular component: transcription factor TFIIIC complex. Gene Ontology annotation, molecular function: protein binding; DNA binding. The transcript has 20 exons. Gene Ontology annotation, biological process: transcription by RNA polymerase III. The record is from RefSeq and is a predicted model, not a curated record. The coding region runs from base 467 to 4138 and encodes 1223 amino acids. Lineage: Eukaryota; Metazoa; Arthropoda; Insecta; Coleoptera; Brentidae.
CAUAGAAAAAAGUUUUGAAAUUUAGUUUUUUCGUGGUUGUAUUGAGUCAGUUUUUAAAUGGGCGAAAAUUCGUCCCAAAAAGUGUUUAACUAAAACUUGCAGUUCAAGCUAUAAGCUCUUGUUUUGUUAAACUUUGCUUAAUUUAGUUAAGAGAAAAUGCUAAUUCUAUUAUCUAUGAAUAUAACCUCCCUAGGUUUAAAAGUUAUUAGUUAUUUCGUAUAUUAUCAUAACUUUUUAAUGUAUUAAGAAGCAGUUUCGCAGACGAUACAAGCAGUUACUUAUGACUACAAUUUUGGAUACUUGCUUUUCUGGGCUAAAAUAAAAUUCCUGGUUUUUGCACAUGAAUUGGCCGAUAUAUAAUUAUGAACUUAUCUGUGGAGAAAUAUGACGAUAAAAUAAAAAAUGUGAAGAAUUAUGCCGCAUUGGUUUAGUUAUAUUACAGAAUCAAGCUGCAAAGGAAAUUAAAAUGGAAAACAAAAUAUCGAAGAAGGUGGACAGUAAGGAGACAUAUUGUAACUUGCCUGCAGGUGUUAGCGGAGACCCUGCUUCUAAUUGUGAUAGUAAAGAUAUACCAAAAGACGUAAAUGUGCCAGAAAAUGGAAGUAAAAUCAAAAUAGACAUUGGUCAGAAAGGAAAAAGAGGGAGACCCAGAAAAAAAACUCUAGAUCUUAAAGCCGACAAUAUUGACAGAGAUUCAUUAAUAACAGAUGUUAAUACUACUGUCACUAAAAGUCCCGACAUAACUAUUAAAAAGAAAAGAGGUAGACCGAGAAAAAAUUCGCCUUUAGAAAUAAAAAUUGAAUCAUCAUCAACUUCUACGGAAAGCACAUGUGAUCCGACAGAGAGGAAAGGUAGGUUCAUUAAAAACGAAGUUGUUGAGUCCGACUUGGAAAUGGAAGAAACAGUGAUGUCAACCUCAAGUAGAGGUAGGAAACGUAGAGAAUUGGAUUAUUCAGUUCUGGACAGCGAUUCUUCCGUUUCUAUUGAUGAUCAGCCAACAAAAAAAAGAAAAAAAAUCCAUAUGAUUCUACCUCAUAAGACAAAAUGCGCAAAAGGUGACGUUUCCCGUGAAAUGGAUGAAUCCGAUCCUUUGGAAAUAAAUAGCAUUGUGGAUACAGGCGAAGGCGCUGGCAAUGUAGAAAUUACAAAUCAAAAUAAAUCUAGGUACAGUUUUACGGGUAAUACUACAAAAAUGUUAAAGCAGGUGUUUCAAGCAGCUCAGGGUACCUCUAAGGAAUGCAGUGAUGAUUCGUUUGGAGUAAAAGAAAACGACCGGGAAAAUAAUAGUGAUAUAAAAUCCCCUGCCGAAGGUGGUCCAGUUAUUUGUAUGGUAUGUAACCAAACCAUCGACUGGUCGGAAUGGUCAUAUCACAAACAAAAAAUUCAUCACAACUUGGCUUGGCGGAACGGAGAAACCCCCAUAGAUAUUCACAACUUCAAAGUUGUUAUGGCUACUCUAAGAAAUUUAUUGAAGCAGCAAAAUAAACUAAAGUGCCAUAGGUGUGGAGAGAAAAGCACCCUUGCGAAGAAGUUUUAUGAUCAUCUGGAGCUUUGCACCGGAGCUGUUACCGCUACGGGCAAAGUAACAUGCGCUGUUUGCAAGAAAGUGUUGACGAAACAAGAAUGGCCUUAUCAUAAGUAUAAGUUGCAUAAUAAUUUAGCUUGGCGAGUAGGAGAUAUUCCAUUGGAUCUAAACGACCAGGAUUUGGUGAUGCGCAUAUUAAAUCAGCUUUAUAAAUCCAAGAAACCCUUAAAUUGCGAGAAAUGUGGCGCAUCCAAAAAAUCUGUGGUGGGAUAUUUGUCGCAUAAAUCGACGUGUCAAAAAUCGGACCAAGAAUUGGAGGAAGUGAAGGUUCAGUGCAAGUUGUGUUUCAAGAAGUUGCUACCAGUCAGUUUAGAGUAUCAUUUAAAAACAAGCCACGCCCCUCCCAAAGCAAACCAAUUGGAUGAGAGAGAUUGGACAUCAGCCAAUACUGAUCAGGGUGAUCUGAAGAGGAGAGCGGCUCAAAAGGCUCUUCAAAUGAUUAACAAGUAUGGAAGAAACAUAUGUGCUGAUGAUAUUGAAACGAAGUACUUUACGCACGAAGACUUCAAGUCAGCUUCGAUAUCCACAGUGUUGGCGCAACAAGUCGAAAAUGCGUCUACCAUCACUUGCAAAUUUCCAGAAUGUAUUUAUACAGACACUUCGGUCGAAAGUUUAGCGGUGCAUAUGGACAGCUGUAAUAAAAAACCUUCCCAGUUCUUUGCGUGUAAAAAAUGUAUUUCCAUAUUUGAACAAGAAUCCGAAAUUUUGAAACAUCUUCAUGCCGAGCACGGUAUGAACAUAGACGAAAAUUUUGAAAUUAGCGAUGACGAAUUGUUGGAAGAUAAUGCGGAGUAUUUCAAACUUUUCAUGAUGGAGGAAAAAAAAAAGUUGCAAAAGAACGCCUGCUAUAAAGUUACCCCAAAUUUUUUGCUUGGUCUGGGCAAUAGGUCUGAAAAGCAAGGCGUAUAUCCGUUUUCGUAUGACUGGAUGUUGGAAUUCUACGAGAACAACUGCAGCAAUAGACAACUUUUUCCUAAUUUAAAAAACGACAAAGGUUGGCAGUUGUUAGAAUGCGAUUUAUUGGCCCAAUAUUUGCCUCAAACUCAAACAUCUUGUUAUGUCGCUGCCAAAACGCUUACAGGGAAGAACAAUUCUGAAGGGUUAGAAGAUUGCCUUUUUAAAAGAAUCGAUUUGUUUCAACCUGUGGAGUUAUGUGAAGAUGAUACAACUAUAUUUUGUGGAGGGCCCAUAAAUGCGAUGGCGUGGUUACCAACACCUUUCAACGAACCUGAUCAUCGUCAGAUUUUGGCUGUGGCUUCAUUUGGUAGCAUGACUGAAAAAUAUUUAAUAGACGCGAAUUAUAAUUGUCAAUCGCUGAUUUUACUCUGGGAUUUUGGAGUCUUAAAAAAUAAAGAAUCAAAAUUAGUACCGUCGCUUCUAUAUGGUUUAGGGAUAGAUGAAGGACCAAUAUGGGAUCUGGAGUGGUGCCCUUCCGGAUGUUUUGAUACUUCGAAUGGGCCGUCUAAAAAUCGUCUAGGAUUGCUGGCGGUGGCUGCUUCCGAUUCAUUUGUACAUAUUUUUUCAGUUCACAAUUUAUUGGAGGAGGACCGAGGCAUGUUUUACAAAGGCACUUCAAUUAUUAAGCUCCAAUUGAAUUCGGGAAAUGUAGCUGAAGUAGAUAAAUAUUAUCCAGUGAAACUAUCGUGGAGCAAGGCUGCCGGACAUAGAUAUAUAGCCGUUGGCUAUUCAAAUGGUAUGGUCGGCAUGUUCGACUUAAACUGCGAGUCUAGUUUAUUGAGAAGAACUAGCAUAAACGGAGACGAAAUAAUUUUCUCUUAUCUUGCGAUACAGGCUCACCGUUCAAACAUAACCGGGUUGACCCUUAGCCACCUAAACGGAGGCAACAGGUGGCUAGCGACCUCGUCAUUUGAUAGAGAAACGAUUUGGUGGGAUUUGACCACCUUGGACAAAACGUCUUUUCAGAGAAGUACCCCUCUAAACGAUUGCGUUUGGUUAACGCAUUGGCUGUGUUGUGCAAUCGCUGAAGACGAGUCCUGUUCUUCUGCGAAAAGAUUUUACUCACUGGCGAAGCCCAUCAGAGAUUUCAUUUCGGAACCAGCCACCCUUACAGUGUCAAAAUCCGGUAUUAAGUGCUUGUCGUUUAGCGAUUGGCUCAAUGGGAUUGUUCACGGUUCUUUAAUGGGGGAAAUUAUGUCAGUGUUUCCCAAUCAAAUGCUGCGUAGCAUGGAAUCGAGACGGAAUAAAUUUAAAAAAUCAUUACUCUCUUAUGCAAGAAUUGUCGCUAAAGCUGAUAUACAAGGAAACGUUGUUGAAGAUAUUUGUAGUUAUGAACACACAAUUAAUAAUUAUGCCCUCUGUUUACUAGAUUACCGACUGGAAGAUCCAGGAAAUUUUCCGAUUGUCAAUACGGAAGUAGUAGACAGUGAUAAGUUUGCAAAUUCUUGGACGGAAAUUUAUCCAUUAUCGUCGAUAAAUAAAAUUUCGUUUAAUUCGAAUCCUCAAGCAUGUAGCUAUUUCGCCGUGGGAUAUCAAGCAGGAUUUCUGAGACUAAAGCAUUUGUCAUUUUUGAAAAAUGAGAAACACCUUUUGUGAUUUUUUUGAUAGUUAGUGUCUAUUGUUAUUAUUUGUAUUUUUUUUUGUUAAAAUAGAUGGUCCUAUGUAGUAGUAGAGAAUAUGUACUUUGCAAAUAAAAUAUCAAAAUAUAUUUCAAUUCAAUGUGUACAUUAAGUUGUGAAUUAAAUUAUGCUAAGAAGGAAUAUGAUAAUAAACUUGCUUUAAUAAAAUUGAA